AUUCCCAUGGGCCAUUGCGCGAGGAAGUAGUUUAUGUAGUUUCUAUGUUGACUGUAUAUCCUUUAGUUUACUAUACUAAUUAGUAUGCUUGUGAAUUGAAACCAGGAAUGUAUGCGUUGUCCAAAGGGUCAAGCAAACUCUUAGGGAAGACAAGGCGGGGGCAUACUCAAAACGUGGAUAGCCUUGAAGUUGAAAGUCCGAGAGAUAUUCAUAUUGCAAGCAAACGCUACGGAGAAUUCAACUGCCCAGCCAAUAUGAGCUCUCCUAAGCCAGUUUUUCAACAAGUGAAUGGUAGGAGAUCUCACAUUCAGAAGAGCAAUCAAGAAAACAUAACGCCACAACAUGAAGAAAUAACUCGAUACAUUCAUGAUACUUGGAAACUAGUGAGUAGAGAAUAUGAAGUUGCCAAACAACCAGGUGCAGGAGGAAAAGUGCCUAGUGUGGUAUAUUAUCAAGACCACAGUUCAACCAGUCAGUUACCUACUAAAGUCAGAAGUCAAAAGCUGUAACUUCAGUGGACCAUUUUUCAUUUUAAGCACAACCAGAUCAAUACAAUGCUCAUGUUACAACUUGGACCUACAUGAUUUUAUGAACAUAAGAUUGUUGAAUGACUUGACAUCAGUUCUUUAUAUAGAUAUUUACCACUUUGUUUCUUUAUUAUGGCAGUGUUUUGUUAAUAUGUAUAUAAACUGUUGCUUAAGUAUUUGAUAAAUACAAUUAUAUCUUAACAAAAUGCAAGGUGUGUGUGCUUUAUUUUAAAAACAGUUGACCAAUGGAAGAAAUUUAGAAAUAUCUAUAUUAGUGUAUUCAAAUUAAUUAUAUUAACACAUCAUGUACAUAAUAGAUUCAUUAGAAAUUAUUUAAAUGAAUGUGAGGAAAGCUAAGUAUCUUUUUAAUGAGAGUUGUCUGUCUUGUUGUAACAUGCCAUAUUUGUCAACAGUAUUUUUUAAAAAUUUAGUGAUAUGAAUGUAAGAUGAAACUCCACUGUAGUGACUUUAUAUGCUCUGGUAUAUUGACAUGGUUGAUAAAAUGCAUUGUCUGUUUUGCUAUUAAAAAUUAUCAGUUUAUAUGAAAAAACAACUUUGGGUGUUUUCAGUUGUCAAAUAACAUACCUUAGUAAUAUUUUUUUAAAACUAAUAUUACAUGAUGAUGUGUGAUUAUAUUUUACAAAAACAUUGGGAUGCUGGUAUGUUUCUACAUGUUUAGGCUGUUAUUCUUCCUUAUGAUACAACCCAUAAAUUUCUGAUUUAAAUGUGCUUUUUAAUUACAUUACCAGUGUGAUGUGACAAAUCUAUGUUGUUGAUGUUAGUUGUAACUUUUUUGCAGUGGAUAGUUUUGGCAACCAAAGUUAUGUUUAUUAAUGCAACUUUUAUUAACAACUUAGAAGAUACUGUUAUUGAUAAAACAAAUUAUCCUCAAGUUGAUUAGCUUCAUUUUUAACAAUUUGGCAUUCAUGUAGUAAUAAGCAUAUCAGUACCUUAAUUAUCUGAAAUAUUAAAUGUUUUUCCAAUUCUUAUUAGGCCCGGCAUGGCCAGGUGGUUAGGGCACUCGACUCGCAUUCUGAGGGUCGCGGGUUUGAAUCCCCGUCCCACCAAACAUGC
Messenger RNA from Limulus polyphemus (Atlantic horseshoe crab), 1601 nucleotides. RefSeq lists its product as uncharacterized. Lineage: Eukaryota; Metazoa; Arthropoda; Merostomata; Xiphosura; Limulidae. The transcript is spliced from 6 exons. Bases 108 to 509 code for a protein of 133 amino acids. The record is from RefSeq and is a predicted model, not a curated record.